This is a messenger RNA of Cloeon dipterum, 5445 nucleotides long. RefSeq lists its product as uncharacterized. The record is from RefSeq and is a predicted model, not a curated record. NCBI's taxonomy places the organism in Eukaryota, Metazoa, Arthropoda, Insecta, Ephemeroptera, Baetidae. The transcript is spliced from 15 exons. Bases 2676 to 3365 code for a protein of 229 amino acids.
GUGAUUAGUGCGCUUUGUUUACUUUUGUGAAUCGUGGAUCGCUCUCGCUUUUCUUGUUAUUUAUCGUCAAAAUCGAAGAUGUGGACCGACUUUGAAAGACGCAUCGCCCUAUUUGAUUUUUGACGAGACUGGCCGAGCCGCGAGAUGAAGGCGAUUUUCAAUGUCCGCGCCACCGCCAACGGCAAGCCUGCGCUGGACGACGUCCGCGUCAUCGAACUGAGACCAUCGAGGACAAAGCAACCUCCUACAACAGGGGUGAUGCGAGCGGCUCAGCCCGGCGGCGUGGCAGCGACAUGUACCCUUGGUACCGGGACGCUGGACACCUCGGACAGUUCAACCCGCCAGACCAUGCCGGCCACCAUCAAGACCGAGAGCGGCUACAACGACUGCAUGCUCGCCCUCGACUACGCCGCCCAGUCAAAGGGACGGCGAGCAGCUGGGGUGGCUUCGGAGCAUCCGCGUUGGACGGGCAGACGUCGCAGUUGACGCUGGACGGCCAGUACUCGUGCGAGGCGCGCAGUAAGAUGGGCAGCGUCGUGUGCUGCGCCGGCUCGAGCUCAUAGACGCCCAAGUUGGAGCGAGGAGCACAGCGCCGUCCAACCACCUUUCACCGUCUGACUCGCAGCUUGCUUAAGUGCGCAUGCGUGGUUGGCAGCUGGCGGUGGCAGUCUCCACUCACAAUCUCCAGUAUGGCAGCGACAUCAGCUGGAGGAUGACGUGCGCGGUGCACUGCAGUCGUGAUUGAGGGGCCGGCGACCACCAGGCGACUAUCGAGGAACACGGCUACAUUUCGGGGACGGCGAGCAGCUGGUGGCUUCAGAGCGGCUGCGGGCGUCGAUUGACGGGCAGACGGCGCAGUUGUUUGCGGUGGAUGGGAAGAAGGAGGCGGAGCCAGGCACAGCUUGCUGUGCGCAUGCGUGGUUGGCAGCUGGCGGUGGCAGUCUCCACUCACAAUCUCCAGUAUGGCAGCGACAUCAGCUGGAGGAUGACGUGCGCGGUGCACUGCAGUCGUGAUUGAGGGGCCGGCGACCACCAGGCGACUAUCGAGGAACACGGCUACAUUUCGGAUGGAGAGCCAAUUGGAGCGGACGACGACGGAGACGACGGAUAUUUGUGCACGGUGAGCGAGGAGCUGGACUCUGGCAAAGGAAACGGAGCUGGCGCGGUGGAGCACGGAGAAAGGCCGAACCUCGAGCAAACCGCCGCGGCCGCCGCGCAAGCAUGAGCUGGAGCAGGACCAGGAGCAGGAGGAGGAGCAGCAGCCAAUUCUGUCAGAGUCAGAGGCCUGGUCCGAGCCGGACCGCACCGUCUCGCUCGCGCGCAUCAGCCUGCCCGAGAACAAGACGCCCGUCAACCAGACCGUCUCGUCGCCAAACUCCUCCGAGCUCGAGCACUCGCCCCGCACCCCAGAAAUGGUGGUUGCAGGCAAGAAAGCGUCGUACAAGAAGCUGUUGCAGCGGCUGCACGCGAUGGAGCAGAUCAUCGAAGCGCUGCAGGCCGAGCUGAGCGCGCACAAGGCCCUGGCCAAGGCCGAGCAGCCGGUGGGGCAGGAGGCGGCGCUGGAAUCGCAGCGGGCGCGACUAAGUGGUGGUGCGGCAGAGCGAGGCGACGCGGCAGCAGCUGGAGGCGGCGGCGAGGCGGGCGCCGAGGCCUAGCGGCAGCUGGCGGAGGCGGAGGGCCGCGUGCGGCAGCUCGAGGCCAAGCUGAGCGAGCGGGACGGCAUGCAGCGCCACCUGCAGCUCGUGCAGCUCGAGACGCAGGAGGCACUGGCCACUAUGGAGGCGGCCAGGGCGGCCAUGCACGACGAACUGGCGCACACGAGGCUCGCCUGCCAGCAGCUGGAGCGACGUGCGCUCGACGCCACCAGCAAGUGCCAACGGCUCGAGCAAGCCUCCAAGCAGGACAUGCAGCGCAGCCAGCAGCUGGCCAAGCAGGUCGAUGAGGCGGAAGUGCAGUGCCGCGUGCUGACGCAGCAGGUGCAGCAGCUCGAGGCAGCGCGCGCCUCAGACAGCGACAAACACUCUGUCAGCCGGCACACGCAGUCUUCGCCGGACCUGGGCAUAGAGAGCGACACCGGCCGCAGCGGCGGCGGAGGCGACGAGUGCAGCCGACUCAAGGAGAACUGGUAGCUCAAGCAGAAGCUUACCGAGAGCCAAUAUCCAUCUUGGAACGCUGCCUUGAGGCGCUCUCCAAGAACCGCGACCGGCUGCACGUAUAGGCCUCCAUGGAGAAGAAGCUGUUGCGCACGGACGAGGUGCUUCUCACGGACGAGGUGCUUCUCAAGGCCUCGCACAACCUCAAGCUGCUGCCCAAGUCGCCCCAAAUUGCUGUCGUUAAGGUGCUGGACUAUGAGAGGACGAUGCCUAGCUUGAGUCCGCCGCUGAGGAAUAUACCAUCGCCGACGUCGUCCGUGUCUUCAACUGCUCGGAGCACUCGUCUGCAUCCUCGGCGCUUGCGGCCGCAACGUCGGCCUUUUUGGCGUCGCUGACGUCCACUCUGAGAAAAAGAAGGAGGCGGAGCCAAGCACAGCAUGCACAAGUGCGCAUGCGUGGUUGGCAGACCCAGACACCAGUCGUCCAGUCUGGCAGCGACAGCGACUGAAGGAUGACGUGCGCGGUGAUGUUCUACAGCCGUGAUUGAGGGGCCAAGCGGCCACUAGGCGACUAUCGAGAACCAUGGCCACAUUUUGGCCGUGCCGUGAACGAGAAUUAAGAGGCCUGCGAGGUGGCCGGCGACCACCAGGCGGCCAUGGAGGGCCGUGGCCGGCCAUGGACGGCGUGCGGGACAAGUCAGAGGGCCCCGCUCAGCCAGAUUCUGAUUCCCAGUUUGCGAGGCCGACUUCUUCCAAGUGCGUCGUCACGCUGGCUUGCAAGGACUUCCGCAAAUUACAGCAGCAGCAGCCUCCGCCAGCAGCAAAGGUCCAACCUCCGACCCAGGCUCACCCGCGGCCACAUACCGGCCGUGCCGUGAUCGAGGAUUAUCAGGCCUGCGAGGUGGCCGGAGACCAACAGGCGGCCACCGAGGGCCGUGGCAGGCCACGGACGGCGUGCGGGACAAGUCAGAGUGCCCCGCUCAGCCAGAUUCUGAUUCCCAGUUUGCGAGGCCGACUAUUCCCAAGUGCAUCGUCACGCGCCUUGCAAGGAUAUCGGCAAAUUGAAGCAGCAGUAGCCUCCGCCAGCAGCACAUGCAGGUGCAACCCCCGACCCUGCGGCCGCCGCCCGUCGCUGAGAGCGAUUCUUUCGUUUGGAUGUCCAGCACAACAUACCCAUGCCCGCCAGCCGCACGAGAUGCUCUAUUUCGGCGACAGAUGUUUACUGCCUGGCCCUUCCUUCGAGUUGCUUCGGCAUCAAGGUGCUGAACGCUGAGGAGACGGACGUUGCUUAGCUCGAGUUAGACGUUGAGGAUUACGUAUACGCGCGAUAGUCCAUCGCCAACGUCGUCCGUGUCUCUCGACUUAGUCGGCCAACUGCUCGGAGCACUGGGCUGCAUCUUUGGCGCUUGCGGCCGGGGCGUUGGCCUUUUUGGCAGUGCUGCCGUCCAAUUCUCAUCCGCUGGGGCGAUUGUCGGCAACCCCUUCAGCAGCGGGAACGACGGGAACGUGCAUCCGUCGCGCGAUCUCAUCCUCAAUAGCCUUCGGCAGCACGUGCAACGCGUCAAUGUCAAGCUGGUUUCCAGCCUGGCCGACGCCGUGAAGAAGACGGAGCCGCCCAGCAUCCAGGUUACGCCACGCCACCAGGGUUCCAUCCAGAAAGUCAGACGCGAUUGAGUCUCUGUCCAAGAGCGUGAAGCAGUUUGCAAACAAGGCUCUAAACUGUGGUGACGCGGAGAGCAAGUUGGCCGUUCCCGAACCGACGCUAAGCCUGGCUAAAAAGCUGGCCAAGCCUUCGGUCGCCGAGAGGAACUCGUUCGGUGACUCCGCGCUGGCCGACCUCACUCUAUAGUCAGACCAGCGUUGGCGUUCACUCCUUGAGCGCGUCUCCUUGUCCUCGCUCGAGAAGCAGAUCUCCGAGCUGACCAAUGCCAAGUCAGCCACUUUCACAAAUCACCGUCAGACUCGCAGGCAUGGCUCUGGCAGAUACUGGAGGAUGUGUGCUCUGUUGGCCUGCGGCCGUAAUUUAGUUGCCCGGGACCCGGCCAACGACCAUUUGGUGACUGUCGAGGACCACAGCUGACCCGCGGCCACACACAGGAAGCAGUGAGUGUGAGCGAAGAGCUGGCGCGGUGGAGCACGGAGAGAGGCCGAACGUCGAGCAAACCUUCGCGACGCGACCUCGACUCCGCCAGCAAGUACCAAUGCCUCGAGCAAGCCUCCAAGCAAGACAUGCAGCAGCUGGCCAAGCAGGUCGAAGAAGCGGAGGUGCAGUGCUGUGCGCGGACGCAGCAGGUGCAGCAGCUUGAGGCGACGCGCGCCUCCGAUAGCGACGAGCUCUGCCAGCCGGCACACUGUUCUCGCCUGACCUGGGCAUAGAGAGCUACACCGGCCGCGGCGACGAGCGCAGCCGACUCAAUCAGGAGAACUGGCAGCUCAAGCAGAAGCUUACCAAGAGCCAAUCCAUCUUGGAACGCUGCUUUGAGGCGCUCUACAAGAACCGCGACCGGCUGAGCGUAUAGGCCUCCAUGGAGAAGAAGCUGUUGCGCACGGACGAGGUGCUUCUGAAGGCCUUGCACAACCUCAAGCUGCUGCCCAAGUCGCCCCGAAUUGCUGUCGUUAAGGUGCUGGACUAUGAGAGGAUGAUGCCUAGCUUGAGUCCGCCGCUGAGGAAUAUACCAUCGCCGACAUCGUCCGUGUCUUCAACUUCGCCGGCCAACUGCUCGGAGCACUCGUCUGCAUCCUCGGCGCUUGCAGCCGCGACGUCGGCCUUUUUGGCGUCGCUGACGUCCACUAUGAGAAGAAGAAGGAGGUGGAGCCAAGCACAGCAUGCACAAGUGCGCAUGCGUGGUUGGCAGCUGGCGUUGGCAGACCCAGACUCCAGUCGUCCAGUCUGGCAGCGACAGCGACUGAAGGAUGACGUGCGCGGUGAUGUUCUACAGCCGUGAUUGAGGGGCCAAGCGGCCACUAGGCAACUAUCGAGGACCAUGGCCACAUUUCGGCCGUGCCGUGAUCGAGGAUUAUGAGGCCUGCGAGGUGGCCGGCGACCAACAGGCGGCCACCGAGGGCCGUGGCAGGCCACGGACGGCGUGCGGGACAAGUCAGAGUGCCCCGCUCAGCCAGAUUCUGAUUCCCAGUUUGCGAGGCCGACUAUUCCCAAGUGCAUCGUCACGCGGGCUUGCAAGGAUAUCCGCAAAUUGAAGCAGCAGCAGCCUCCGCCAGCAGCACAUGCAGGUGCAACCUUCGUCCCUGCGGCCGCCGCCCGUCGCUGAGAGCGUCUCCGCCUCCCCUGUCAACUCGCUCCUUGGCCACAUCCACGCAAGUUCCUUGACGCGCCGCAACACUCGGAAUUCAUU